AUCAGUUAUCUGUGGUCAUGAAGUAAACAUUCAACAUGGAUGCUUUUCUACUAAUUUCAACUUUAUUUUAGGUCAAAGAAAUUUAAUAUAAUGUGUGAUUUAGGCUUCUAGAGUUAAUAUUAUUUUGUGACGAUGUCCUCCGAAAGGGUGGAAUGGGUGGAAAUAAUCGAACCCAAAACAAAGGAGCAUAUGUAUGCUAACCUAACAACAGGAGAAUGCGUCUGGGAUCCACCUGAGGGGGUCAAAGUGAAACGGACAGAUUCAUCACAAUGGUGGGAAUUAUUUGAUAUAAACACUCAUAGGUUCUACUAUUACAAUGCAUCAACACAGACAACUGUUUGGCAUAGGCCCACUGAUUGUGACAUUAUACCACUAGCUAAAUUACAAACAUUAAAGCAAAACACAGACCCUCAGAAGAGAAGAGAGACAUCCACACAGACUAACCAGGCUACACCUCAGGUUUCAUCAGCAAUUGACCCAGUGAGCAGUAAUGGCAAUAGCACAGUUGCAAGUGCUAGCAAGCUUUCUCCAAGCAAUGCUAAAGGUGCAACAGUAACUCAAACCAGUCCAGUACGCACACGAAAGUACUUUCAUCACAGGGAUAGAAAUAGUGGCGAGGGAAGGCGUGGUCGUCUUAGUGAGGAUGGCACCGCUGCGCUAUGUCGCCACACGGACUCUGGUAGAUCAUCCGAUAGCAGUAUCAGCAGCGCUCAGCAAAGGAGAAAACAUGAAUUAAAUGCUGCCCCUUGCAAUCCACCAGUAUGUACCCCGCAAGUGAGGAAAAGGAGCAGUGCGGCGCAAGCGCACGAAGGCGAAAAAUGGUCGCCACAUUCAGGCUUGAACCGCAGCGGAAGUUUUAUUUCGCCGCGGAAGGAUGCCUCCGACGACUCUAUGCACGAAAAGUACUUCAAAUCGGUCGAGAGCACUCCCCUCACGAGGCGCAAGCAAUCUGCGGGUGGUUCUUCAUGCGAGUCCGCGUCUCCGCAGAGUCCAAGCAGUCCAUUGCAGAAGCCGCAGCCUACACCGUUCCUUCAGACAAGUGCAGCCCGUCCGUCGUUAGUGUCGUCCAUUUCGUUGGCUACGGACGCGGCCGGCGGCGGGUCCAGGGUGAUGCACAGCUUAGAGAGGCCUCACCAGCUCACCAGGCACUCGAGGGAACGGUUCUCUGAUCGGCAUUUAGACAAGGAUCGACUAGCGGAAUUGGAACGCAUGGAUCGGUACCCGGAGAAACAAGCAGUGUACAGCGUAGACAAACCCUUUAGGCAAACAAGUCUGGACUUGAGGCACAACGCCGCAUCCAAUUGGCAUCCGCCGCGGGAAUUCACUAGGCGUCAGCAAGCGGAACCUGAACGGUAUACGUCGAGCAAGACUUCUCUUUCUUCGGGCAGUAGUAAACACCGUACUCCACCUCACGAACCUCACCAUAACUUCAUGAGACUUUCCUCUGCCAAUGAGCAGGACAGCAUCGCUGCAGUGAACUACAAGAUGAAAUGUGUGAACCUGGAGCCACCAUUAACUGAACCUAAUGUACAAAAACAUAAUCAACGACUAGAGAGAACUUCCACCCCUAGGGACCGGACUAAAUCAAGACGGCACAAAAGGCCAGUAGAAGACGACCCGCCCAUGGACGGGGAAGAGGACGAAGAAGAGGGGGGCGGAUCACCCCUCUACUGCAAUUGGGAUUUACGCGGCAUGCAGCACUUACUGCCUCUGCAGGACUACAUCAUACAACAGGCGAAGCUGUCCAGUCGGGGUCGAUACACCGGCGACUCUGGCUCGGACGGUGAAUCCGGCUCGUCCCGUUCGCGAUCCGGCUCGGAAUCCCGCUCCUUGUCCGGUCACGAGCCGGACAACGAGUCGUCGGACGGCGGCGCGCGAACGCCGGACGACGACGACGGAUCCGGAGUUUACUUGCCUCAUACUUACGCGCAUCGACCGCCCGACGUCGAGUAUAUGAACCAUGGCGUUUCAUAUUAUAAUACGUUCGUCGGCUUCGAUAGGGACCGACAACCUUCGCCCGGAAUACAUAGAACGUCAUCAUUGGGUGGUAGCGGGGGCGCGAGUGGUAGCGGGUCAGCGCCAGGGGCGGGCACUAGGGCAUCAGCAGGGGACAUGGGGACGAGCGCGGGGCCAGCGGGAGGGGACAGCGGCGCACUGUACAGUCCUGUACGAUCACACGCGCACGCGCACUUCACGCGCCCCCAACCGCCCGAGCAAGACAUCGAGAUAUUCGCUAAGGACAACUUGAACUUCAAUAAAGGCAUAUUCAGGAGGAAGGCGUCCGUUCGCGAUAUGCUGUCGUGGACGUCGUCAUCUAUUAGCGCACCAAUGGUAGGGGCUGAUUGGGACAAGGCGCACAAGAAAGCUGCUAUAGACCUGUUCAGACUAGUACAAAUCUACAUGGGCGAUAGGAAAGCGCGACCCGGAAUGACGCUCAAUUCCGUAGCACAAGAUAUACUGCAUGCCACCUUUGCUAAUGAAAAGCUCCGCGACGAACUAUACGUGCAGCUAUGCAGGCAGACGACUGAGAAUCCUCACCGCGACUCAUUGCUCCGCGGCUGGGAGUUGCUGGCCGUUUGCCUCGCGUUCGUGCCUCCCUCGUCCGCUUUCCAACCUGCCCUCACUAACUACGUGAACAGACAUCGCGACCCGGCUUUUGCUGACGCUUUCCCGGAAGUUGGUAAAUGGCCGAUCCACGUGCAAGUGUCUCACUACGCGGGCGUCGCGUGCAAGCGGCUCGAGAGGAUCGGCUUCGGGGGCAAGAGACAACCGCGGAAACCUUCCACAGAAGACAUCGACCAGGCUAGGAUUCAAAUCUUCAGACAAUCCAUGUUCGGGAACACGCUAGCGGAGGUCAUGGCUUUGCAAAAGGACCGUUUCCCCAACAGACAAUUGCCCUGGGUACAAGUCGCACUAUCGCAACAGAUACUAACUUUAAACGGCAAGGAGACCGAAGGCAUCUUCAGGGUGUCAGCUGAUGUCGACGAGGUCAAUGCCCUCAAAGCCAAAAUUGACAGCUGGGAGCUGCCCGAUGCUUCCACUUUAACGGACGCGCACGCUCCAGCCAGUUUGCUGAAGCUGUGGUACCGCGAGCUGUACGAGCCCCUGAUCCCCGACUCGCUGUACGCGUCGUGCGUGGCGGCCGGUGGCGACGUGCAGGCGUGCACGCGUGCUUUGCAACGCCUGCCGCCGCUCAACAGGCUGGUACUCACUUAUUUGAUAAGCUUCCUGCAGCAAUUCACCGCACCGGAAGUGGUGAGUCAGACCAAAAUGGACUCUGCCAACUUAGCAAUGGUGUUCGCGCCCAACUGUCUCCGGUGCACCUCCCAGGACCCUCGCGUCAUACUCGAGAACGCUCGUAAAGAGAUGACUUUCCUCAAAACCUUAAUCUCAAACCUGGACACCUCGAACGUUCAUAAUCUGCUGUGACCGAAUCUCAGCUUCUGCAACAAUAAUAACUCGGGAACGCUGACUGAUUUCUAGGUAAGAAAAUUAAAAUAAAAAACAAUGCUUUUUAACUACCUACGACUUAAGUGUUCCCUAAUAGAGAGAAUUUUCUCCCUUUUACCUACACAAAAGGAGAUUUCGUCGUAUCGUCUCACACUUUCUCGGUUCUAGUCUAAUAUCCACUGUUUUCAAUGGAGGGUAGAUACAUAUUCACGAUACGACGAACGCUCCGCUCUCGACACAAAUUCGACAUUCUUGUAUAUUUUUUGUAUUUUUGUACGCUAUAUUAUUAUCAUAAUUUUUAAUUUGGUUGUAUCCAAAGAUAUUUAAAGAGAUGUGAUUUUUUUUAAGUAAAUAAAUAUUAUAUUAGACUUGAGCUUUACAAAAGUGUAUGUAAGUGCAAUGUGUUUCGGCGAUAUUUGUUGGACGAUUGUGUGUUUGUUAUUAUUAGAGAUCGGAUAAUCGGAUGCAUAUUUACCUAAAGUUGAGAUGUUGGCAAUUAUGGAAAGCACAUUUUUAUCGAGAAAAUCCCGCGAUUCCGGGAAAUUCAAAUUUAAGUGUAUACUCUGUGAGAUCUUAUAAACUCAGAUUGACAUAAAUGACAGUUGCCCUGUGUGUAUAACAUGAAAAUAUUGUGUAAGAUGUCUUUAAUGAAUAAAAAAAUUUAUACUCGUUUAUUGUUUCUUACUAACCACACCGCCAUUUCACUUACACACACACACACACACCCAUACAUAU
Molecule: messenger RNA, 4185 nt
Organism: Chilo suppressalis (striped riceborer)
Lineage: Eukaryota; Metazoa; Arthropoda; Insecta; Lepidoptera; Crambidae
Source: the annotation of a GenBank genome assembly